UGAGAGUGAGAGGAGUCGCUAACGCCUACGGCCGGUGAAGAGUUGAGAGGUUCUCUCCCCAUUACCGACCAGAAUAGCCCGGUCUUUUGCCGUAAGCCACGCCGAGUUGCGGUGUUAAACAUGCCGCUAAGGCCCUUUAGAUGGAAUUCAAGUCAACAAGCUGAGAUUUCUGAUUCAAAUGCUGGGGCAGAUCUACUUGACAUUAUUCUCAAGCUGCAGCAACUUUCCGCUAGCAAAUUCCAAUCGCCUGAAUGAAUAGACACUGUGCUUGGCAUCGAAGGUCUUCGUACUCGCCGGCAAGAACUUGAUGUACCCCCCUCGGUGUAGCAGUAUCCAGUCGCCCAUCAUUCAAGCUCUUCCUUGAUGAUGUAGCUUUCGACGGAGCCUUUUCUUCCGAAGCCGCAGCCGGGCCGUCUCCGUCAGCACCCUCCAGCGCUCAGCAGCUCAAGUAGCAACCUCCAUAGGUUGCCGAAGCUGUAACCGCAGCUGACCCACAUUCGGAACACCUAGCUUUGCGGCCGCAUUACCUUGGGAUGCAUGCGGACCCACUGCCUCAGAUCAGACACAAUCUGGGAUGGAUUGUGACCCCUCUGGUAGAACAGGACACGAACCCUUCAUGACUCUUCAAUUUUAUCGUUGAGAAGACUCCAAUCUAUUAUCCAACAAGAGCAGCUACGGUCUUCGUUCGUUACAAUGAAACUCACCCUUCCUUCCUUCGAAAUGCUACGGAUUUACCAUGCCUUCCCUUACUCAUCGGAACGGCGCCGUUCCCUCCCCUAGGGACACCAAAAAAACCCAAAUUCAAACAAGGAAAAUAAUGAAACAGCAAGCUUGCUAUUCCACCAUCUCCCCAGAAUGAAGGUGCCAAAAUCCAUAUCCAAAUUACCCUCAAACUUUCAACCUGCAAGCGAAUUCUCUUUUUUCCAAAAUGUUCGUGAUGGUUUGUGGCUUGCACCUGAGCCAAUUCCGUUGAAGAGAACCGUCGACUGUCAGUUUGGCUACUUCAUGCGCUAAGACAUUUUCCUCUCUAAGAACCAGACACCAUGGACAACCUCAACCUGGCAUUAAGGUUAAUAUUGUCUUUCAACCUAUUACUAUUACUCCCAUGUUGUUGUUGUUGUUGUUCAGUGGCUCCGCCACUUCCCAUAUUGCCCCUCCCAAACGCCUUCCAGAUCCAAUGGCAGCUGAGCCACAUGUCCCUCUUCUUCCACUUUGGUCUCAACACCUUCACCGGACAAGAGUGGGGCUCCGGCCACGUCCACCCUUCCCUCUUCAACCCCACCAACCUCAACGCCACUCACUGGAUACACCUCGCCAAACUCAACGGCUUCAACCGCGUCAUCCUCACCGCCAAGCACCACGACGGUUUCUGCUUGUGGCCUUCCCAAUACACUAACUACUCUGUUCGCUCCUCUCCCUGGAAGGCCGGCACCGGGGACGUCCUCGCUGACCUCUCCGCCGCCGCCAAACUUGCCGGCGUUGACCUCGGCAUCUACCUCUCCCCCUGGGAUCGACACGAGCACUGUUACGGUGACACCUUGCUCUACAAUCAGUUCUACUUGGCCCAGAUGACUGAGCUACUCACUAGGUAUGGAGAGAUAAAAGACGUAUUUUUGGAUGGUGCAAAAGGAGAAGGGGAGAAGGACAUGGAGUAUUUCUUUCACACUUGGUUCUCUCUCAUUCACCAGCUUCAGCCCGCCGCCAUUAUAUUUUCUGAUGCUGGUCCUGACACUAGGUGGGUUGGGAAUGAACUUGGUCUUGGUGCCUCUACUUGUUGGUCUAUUUACAACUCCACUCUUACUCCAAUUGGUGGCAUUUACAAUGAUCCUCGAUAUGCGGCCGAGGGAGAUCCGGCUGGUCAUGAGUGGGUACCUGCCCUCUGUGAUGUUUCAAUCAGACCGGGUUGGUUUUGGCAUCCUUCAGAACUUCCAAAGUCUGCAAUCAAUCUGCUUGAAAUAUACUAUAAGUCGGUUGGUCGAAAUUGUCACUUGCUACUCAAUGUGCCUCCAAACUCAUCGGGUCUCAUUUCACCCGAGGAUAUCCAAGUUCUUCAAGAGUUCACUCAACUCAGAAGAUCCAUAUUCUCCAACAAUUUUGCUAUAAAUGCGCUUCUUCAAGCCAGCAGCACGCGAGGAGAAGGAGGAGGAACUUGUGAUUCACAGUUUAGUCCCUACAAUGUUCUGAAAGAAGGCAUAUACACUUAUUGGGCUCCAGAGGAGUAUCAAUUAAGGUGGAUAUUGUACAUAGAUCUUCAAGAACUAGUAUCCUUUAAUGUUUUGCAACUACAAGAGCCUAUUCAAAUGGGACAAAGAGUGAGUGAGUUUCACCUCGAGGCAUUGCAUCUAGAUGGUGUAUGGAAGAGAGUUACAAAUGGCACCACAAUUGGAUAUCAGAGGCUUUUGCUGUUUCCAAAAGUAAAAUCUCAGCAUUUGAAGCUUGUUAUUGACAAGUCUAGAGCUGAUCCACUGAUAUCAUACUUGGGAAUCUACAUGGAUCCAGUUACCAUUUGGAGCAGCAUAUAUGAUGAUACAGUCUUAACAAGCCAUUUCAAUGCAACUCAAGUUAUUCAUAUUAUCACACAAGACAACUCUCCCACUGCUACAAUAUUGGAACUUUAAAAGGGUUGAUAGAGAUAUUCAUAGUAAUUGAGGAUGGAAGCAGCAGCAGAGCAAGGAGAGAGAGAAAGCAGAACACAGAUGCUAACAGGCACGGUUUUAGGGAUA
Arachis duranensis is the source of this 2723-nucleotide messenger RNA. RefSeq names its product alpha-L-fucosidase 1. Gene Ontology annotation, molecular function: alpha-L-fucosidase activity. The record is from RefSeq and is a predicted model, not a curated record. Gene Ontology annotation, cellular component: lysosome. Gene Ontology annotation, biological process: glycoside catabolic process; fucose metabolic process. Lineage: Eukaryota; Viridiplantae; Streptophyta; Magnoliopsida; Fabales; Fabaceae. The coding region runs from base 1044 to 2618 and encodes 524 amino acids. The transcript is spliced from 6 exons.